UCCCUCUCUCUCAGACAUGGCUCCAUAGGACUGCACAUGGCGGCCAGCGGCCAUGAACCAAAAAAAAGAAAACACAUCAACAACUCACCAAAAAACAACCAAUAAUGCAUCCGUGACAACUUGAUCCGCUUCAUUUUUUGGAUCCAUCACCUUCAUCCUCAGCAAUAUUUGGUUCAUUCUGGUUUUCAAUGUAGGAGGAGGAGGGGGAGGCUGCUUGUUUGCCACAACUCCCCGUUUCUUUAGGUUUUUGCAUUACAACUGGACUGUUUUUGAUUGUUUUUCAUUUUUUGCUGUCUCUACAUAAUAGUCAUGGGUGUGCAAGGUUUCCAGGAGUACAUUGAAAAGCACUGCCCUAGCGCCGUGGUACCGGUGGAGCUCCAGAAGCUAGCCCGGGGGAGUCUGGUUGGGGGCAGCAGACAGAGGCCGCCUCAGUCCCCGUUAAGGCUGCUAGUGGACGCCGAAAACUGCCUUCACCGGCUCUACGGCGGCUUCUACACGGACUGGGUGAGCGGGGGCCAAUGGAACCAUAUGCUGGGCUACCUGGCAGCUCUAGCCAAAGCCUGCUUCAACGGCAACAUCGAGCUGCUGGUGUGUUUCAACGGCGCCUUGGAAAAAGGCCGACUCCACGAGUGGGUCAAGAGGCAGGUGAACGAGAGGCAAACGGCCCAGCAAAUCGUCAGCCACGUUCAGAAUCGCGGCACUCCGCCGCCCAAAGUCUGGUUCUUGCCCCCGGUGUGCAUGGCCCACUGCAUCCGCCUGGCGCUGCUCAGGUUCCGGAUAGGAGUUGUCCAGAGCAUUGAGGAUCAUCACCAGGAAGUAAUCGCCUUAUGCAGAGAGAAUGGUUUCCAUGGCUUGGUGGCCUACGAUUCCGACUAUGCUCUGUGCAACAUCCCGUACUACUUCAGCGCCCACGCUCUGAAACUCAGCCGCAACGGCAAAAGCCUCACCACCAGCCAGUACCUGAUGCACGAAGUUGCCAAGCAGCUUGAUCUCAAUCCAAAUCGCUUUGUCAUUUUUGCUUCACUUUUAGGGAAUCACAUUUUGCCUGAUGAGGAUCUUGCGGCCUUUCACUGGAGUUUACUCGGUCCAGAGCACCCGUUAGCAUCUCUGAAGGUUCGUGCCCACCAGCUUGUGCUUCCUCCAUGUGAUGUUGUGAUAAGGGCUGUGGCAGAUUAUGUUCGCAACCUGCCGGACAUCAACAACCUGGAAGCUAUUGCUAAAGACAUAUUCAAGCACUCCCAGUCCAGGACCGAUGACAAACUUGUCCGCUUCAAGAAGGCAGUGGAGUAUUACUCAGCCGCCAGCAAACCUCUCCAGUCCUCUCCUUAUAUAGUCAGACCAAAGCGGCUCGGGGUUCCUGCAGCUGUGCCACACUACACACACACACCUCCGCAGAUGCUCAACAUUCCUCAACCUGCCAUCCAGCUGCAGUCUGGGGUCCAGCAAAACCCCUCUGGGCCGGAGCCGGCGGCUAAAGGGCUUUCGGAUCAGAACAGCUUCGGCAACAUUCCGCACGAAGGCAAGCACCACACACCACUGUACGAGAGGGCGUCUCCCAUCAACCCGGCAAACCCAGGCAGCCCCAACCAUACUGAGCCAGCCUUCUUCAACACCUCCUCUGCUUCUUCUUCUUCUGAGAACGAGGAGCCUGCAGGCCCCACUGCCAAUCAUAUAAGUGACCAUAAGGGAUGGGACAAGCAAAGAAAUCAAAUAGACAAUGUCCCAGAAGGAGAUGUGGGGGACCAAAAUAAAUCUGAUCCUUCUGUGACCUCCUCCGUGGGUCAGGGCCUGGAGGUCGGAGGUCAUCACGGAAUCAACGCCCAGAUACCAUCUCUGCUGUCAAUGCCAACCAGGAACCACAUGGACAUUACCACCCCUCCACUGCCCAUGGUGGCUCCCGAGGUCCUACGGGUUGCAGAACACAGACACAAGAAGGGCCUCAUGUACCCUUACAUCUACCACGUCCUCACCAAGGGUGAGAUUAAGUUAUCAGUCACCAUUGAAGAUGAAGCUAACAAGGACCUGCCAUCUGCGGUGCAGCUCUACCGGCCGAUCCGUCAGUACGUUUAUGGAGUUUUGUUUAGCCUGGCCGAGGCAAAAAGAAAGGCAGAGAGACUUGCAAUGAGGAGAAAUCGCCUGCCAGAGUAUCAGCCUGUUAUUAUAAAGGAAUGGGCAGCUUACAAGGGCAAAUCUCCACACACUCCGGAGCUGGUGGAGGCACUGCCAUUUCGUGAGUGGACCUGCCCCAACCUGAAGAAGCUUUGGCUGGGCAAAGCUGUGGAAGAUAAAAACCGGCGCAUGAGGGCCUUCCUGGCCUGCAUGAGGUCCGACACACCGGCCAUGCUGAACCCUGCCAAUGUCCCCACUCCACUUAUGGUGCUCUGCUGUGUACUCCGGUUUAUGUUACAGUGGCCAGGAGUAAGAAUUUUGCGUCGUAAUGAACUUGAUGCUUUCCUAGCCCAGGCACUUUCUCCUAAACUUUAUGAGCCUGACCAGCUGCAGGAACUGAAGAUCGAUAACCUGGACCCCCGCGGUGUCCAGCUGGCAGCUCUCUUCAUGAGUGGAGUGGACAUGGCCCUGUUUGCCAACGACGUGUGCGGGCAGCCCAUUCCCUGGGAGCACUGCUGUCCAUGGAUGUAUUUCGAUGGCAAGCUACUGCAGAGCAAACUGAUCAGAGCCACCCGGGACAAAGCUCCGCUCAUUGACCUCUGUGAUGGUCAGGCUGAGCAGGUUGCUAAGGUGGAGAAGAUGCGUCAGAGUAUCUUGGAGGGUUUGAACUUUUCUCGGCCACCUCCCCUCCCCUUCCCACCACCGCCUCCACAUGCCAUGCCCUUCUACCCCCCCAACGGCACCUUCUACCCCCCUCCGCCACUUCCCCCUCCACCAGGCCGAGGAAGGGCCAUGCCUGUAGGACUCCAGCCCAUCCCCUCUCAGGGUGGUAAGUUGGAGAUAGCUGGCACAGUGGUGGGUCAGUGGGCAGGUGCUCGGCGAGGCCGGGGACGAGGCUCCUUUCCUAUUCAGGUGGUGUCAGUUGGUGGACCAACCAGAGGACGACCAAGAGGUGUGAUUUCCACACCUGUUAUAAGGACCUUUGGCCGAGGAGCCAGAUAUCAUGGGAGGGGUUUCAAGAGUCAGGGAUCAUACCAGAUUAAGCCUGCGUACUCUGCGUCUGUCAGCGAGGUGGUGAAAGAGCGAAAGAAGCCGAAGGUGGAUAGCAAAACGUCCUCUGAGGGGUCAGCUGCGGCCGAGAAUGGCCUGGAGGUCCGUGAGGCGGAACAAGUGAACGGAAACAAAGUGGACAGCAGGGGUCCCCACCAACCGGAAAGUGCCUUUAGCAACGACUCCAAAAUGUGCAAUAUUAAUCCUCAUUUAAAUGCACUAAAUGCGGACAGCGAGCACCACAGAGACGAAGCUGUGGACGCCUCUGUGUUAAAAACAGAAGAGUAAACCUAUUUUUAUAGAGAGGGCGAAGGAUGUUGGAAGGUUCAGGGUUAAGGAAAAUCCGGAAAGAUGGAAAGCCUGCAGUUGGUGAACAUUUUUUCCUCUCCGAAAAGCGAUAAAUAUGAGGACUUACUGUAUGAAAUUUUUAAAGAAAUCCCUCUUUGAUGUCAGCGAGUUAAAAACUGCGAGUAACGACGAUAUUUCUCAGUUUAAAAAAGGAUAAAAAACAACAUAAAGACAUAAAGUAUACCAGUUUCUUAGAGAAUAAUACCAGUAUAAGGAGUUAAGGCUACUCCUUCCUCACUGAUAUAUUUACCUGUUUCAAGACUGGUUACACAGACAUUUUAUUUUACGUUCUCUUGAAUUGCUGAAGCCGAGAAAACCUUCAUUUGGCGGUCGGUUAGUAUCUUAUAGGUUGAGAUGUUCUACCAGUACUUGGCACCAUAUAUAUAUUUGCCAUUGUAAUUGAAUUUGUGUUGUGUCACAGUAAAUGCUUUUUUUUUUUUUUUGAGAAGUAAAACUCACAACAGAAAAAGAGAGAGAGCAAGAAUACAUUUCUCACUUGGGUCAUCACUGUGGGUUUACUUGUGCUAAAAAAAUUAAAAUAAUGUGCAGAAUUGUUUGGAAAUUAAGUAACUAGUAUAUAAAUACUGCAGCUUUAGGUUCUAAUGAUCAGUGUCAUACUUUAGCGUUGUAAGAAACAUCAAGAAACAGACAAAUCGCAGAACGAUCCGAUGAAAAAACACCAGUGUUUUCUUUGUCAGAAAUUGCCAUGCACCAGUGAUCGAUUAUCCGUGUGGUUUCUUGAAUCAAUUGUAGAACAUUAGUACGACGGUUUCAGCAACUUUUCUGCAUGGUUUCACGGUUCAAAACAAGUGUGUAGUUAUUAUGCAUGUUGUCCUUUUUCUUCCAUCUCUACAAGUACUGUGCCCAUUUGCAAAAUCUUAAAAAUGGCUAAUAAUCAGUAAUAGUCCUAUAAAAGGUGUUAACUGUUAGUAACUGAUUUGCGCUAACCUUAAAAUUUUUGUGAUUAUUGACCUCUGUUGCAUUUACUCAAAAUAAAAAAGUAUCAGAUGUUAUCUAGCCACUUUAAAUAUUGUUAACCCUGGUGUACUCAUCCAUCUCUGUAUCCAUUCUUGUUCUUUGUUGCUGUUUUUUCUGCAUUCAUAUUAGCAAAAAAAACCAAAAACAUCUGUCUGGGGAUAAAAAAAAAGAAAGCUUUGAUCUUCAAAUGCCCCCUCUUAGCCUGAAACAAAUGAAACGUAUGACCCUCCCAUUUGAGAGUUUAGCGUAAGCAGGUAAACUUGUAAUCAUUUUCGGUGUUUACUUUAGUGUUUUCGGAGCUUAUUCUACUUCUGAACAAGAAUCAUUACUUAAAAAGUUUUCCAUCUAAUCCUCCUGAUGCUUUUCAUUGCACAUUAGUGAUCAGAAAUAUGGUGUAUUCCCCUGCCCGCAAGACUAAAUAGGUUACCUUAAUGUAAGUUGAUCGGAGUUUUUCCUAACUCAUGGGGUGUAAAAGAAUGAUCUACUGUUGGGUUUGAGUGAUUGUUGAUGGAUUGUGGUGUGAUGUAUUUUGAAGGAAAUUGAAUGCAACUUACAAUGCUUAAUAAAAGUCUUUAUUCUUUUAGUAUAA
Messenger RNA from Pygocentrus nattereri (red-bellied piranha), 5074 nucleotides. Its product is annotated as constitutive coactivator of PPAR-gamma-like protein 1 homolog. The record is from RefSeq and is a predicted model, not a curated record. The transcript has 17 exons. Lineage: Eukaryota; Metazoa; Chordata; Actinopteri; Characiformes; Serrasalmidae. Bases 310 to 3447 code for a protein of 1045 amino acids. Gene Ontology annotation, cellular component: nucleus.